AUGGAGUCUCAUGCAACGCUCAAAUUCAAGGGAAUCAAGCCCGGUCAAGGGAUCAAGCCGGGAACAACUCUCCGUAUUCUCGGUGUGGGCGACUCCAUUACAUUGGGAUUUCUCAGCGAUAUAGACGGAGGUGAUGGCAACGGCUACAGACUCAAGCUUUGUCAAGACCUAUCAAAAGAUAGAGUCGUCUUUGCUGGGACGGAGACCAUGGAUGGUACAAUGCGUGAUGGAUACUGUGCAGCCUGGAAUGCCAUGACUAUCAAGUUCAUGUCAGACCAUAUCGGUGCUUCUCUAGCGCAGAGACCUAAUAUUGUCCUUAUCCAUGCUGGAACUAACGACAUGAACCCCAAUCUGGACAUUGCGAAAGAAGGAAACGAUCCUCACGCUGCAGCUGGGCGCCUGGGUAGUCUCAUCGACCAGAUUGUGCAGAACUGCCCGGAUGCUACAGUUCUCGUCGCCAAAAUCAUUGGCUGCCAUGAUCCUGUACAAAUGAGCAACAUCGCUCAGUUCGACGGACUGAUUCAGGGAAUUGUUGAAGCCCGACAGAAUACCGGCAAACACGUCCUCGCGGUUGACUUCUCAAGCUUCCCGAUGAACGCACUAAGGGAUGGCAUCCAUCCCACCAAUCCGGGAUACCGCUUGUUUGGCGAUUAUUGGUACGACUUUAUCACGCAGAUUCCGAGUGACUGGAUCAAAGCGCCUAUCGGGGACGACCCUCGUAGGUCUGGGGAAUUGCGCCGCAAUGUGUCCGUCAAUGGAGGAUCAACAAGUUGGUGUGACCGGCUGUCCGGCCUGUUCUUCGGCAAGAACUCGGAACACAUGUUCAAAGCUUGA
Messenger RNA from Colletotrichum orchidophilum, 834 nucleotides. RefSeq names its product GDSL-like Lipase/Acylhydrolase. Bases 1 to 834 code for a protein of 277 amino acids. Gene Ontology annotation, molecular function: phosphatidylcholine lysophospholipase A1 activity. The transcript is spliced from 3 exons. NCBI's taxonomy places the organism in Eukaryota, Fungi, Ascomycota, Sordariomycetes, Glomerellales, Glomerellaceae. The record is from RefSeq and is a predicted model, not a curated record.